AUGUGCCCCCUGCUCUGCAUAAUGUCCUGGUUUGCCGUCUCCGACUUGAUUUACUUCGCCGACGCCCUGCUGUGGAGCGGAAACGUUGACAUCAAGGCGCUAAUAUGGUGUGAUAUCACCACCAAGCUAAAGAUUGGCGGCGAAAUUGCACUCCCUGCUGCAGCAGUUCCGCUGUCGGUCAAAGUCUACCGAAUCACGCUUCAGAAACGACCAAUGGGACUGUUAUUUGACCUAGGUGUUUGUGUUGCACUGCCGGCGGUUAUUAUGGCUCUGCAUACCAUCGUCCAAGGGAACCGUUUUGAUAUCAUCGAGGUCAUCGGCUGCAGCCCAAACAUCUACGUUUCUAUUCCCUCCAUCAUCAUCUUGGACAUUCCGCCCCUUGUUUGUUCAAUCCUCACUCUGAUCUUUUGCGGCAUCUCACUGGUCAACUUCACCCGACAAAGAAGAGCAUUCCAUCUCCUGACGCGUGGGCCAAAGAGCGACGGCCGCAAUCGGGCACAAUACAUCCGUCUCAUGGCUCUAACUACCGUUCUCGGUGUCUGGAGCACGAUUGUCGUCGCCUUGACGCGCUCGUCAGAGUACCACAGUGGCCUCCUGCCCUGGAUUUCGUGGGCGGAGGUCCACGCCGACUUCUGGAGCUUCGAGCGCGCACAAUACAUGCUUUCGCUUAUCCCCCAGGCAACGCUCGGGCCGCUCAUGUUCAGCUGGGCCAGUAUCCCGAUAAGCAGCCUCAUCACAUUUGCGUUUUUCGGUGUCGGCAGCGAGGCGGUGACGAAAUACCGCGCGCUGUUUAUAGCCAUCAAGAUGCGCGCAGGGAUGGGCGAUGGCGGCGAUCCCGUUACAGGCCGACAGCUGCAGCGUGAGGCGGUGUCGAGUCAGCGCAAAUCAGCAGAGGUUUGCUGA
Molecule: messenger RNA, 903 nt
Organism: Mycena indigotica
Lineage: Eukaryota; Fungi; Basidiomycota; Agaricomycetes; Agaricales; Mycenaceae
Product: STE3-domain-containing protein
Exons: 3
Coding region: 1-903 (300 amino acids)
Biological process (GO): G protein-coupled receptor signaling pathway
Cellular component (GO): membrane
Molecular function (GO): mating-type factor pheromone receptor activity
Source: RefSeq, a predicted model, not a curated record